Molecule: messenger RNA, 663 nt
Organism: Paramecium tetraurelia
Lineage: Eukaryota; Ciliophora; Oligohymenophorea; Peniculida; Parameciidae
Exons: 3
Biological process (GO): proteasome-mediated ubiquitin-dependent protein catabolic process
Cellular component (GO): cytoplasm; nucleus
Molecular function (GO): protein binding
Source: RefSeq, a predicted model, not a curated record
AUGAAUUCGACUUUAGAAAAAAUUUCAGCGGAAGACUGGCAUUAUAAAUAGAAGAGCAUUAACAUACCGAAAUCAUUUAUGAAUCAGAUCGUUUUGAAUUUCUUUAUUGUGGAAGGAUACAGAGAUGCUGCAAUAGAAUUUUCUAAAGAAGCUGAUAUACCAUUGUCUAAUCAAGAACUUGAUUAAAUGAUUGAGAGAAUUGAAAUUAAGAAAAAUAUUUUAGAUGGUGACAUUGACUCUGCAUUAGAAAAGGUCAACAAGAAAAAUAAUAAUUUAAUACUUUUUAAAUUGAAAACAUAAAAAUUAAUUGAGCUCAUUAAGAAAGAUUAAAUUGAUCAAGCAGUUAAAUACGCCUAGACUGAAAUUAUACCACUCCUACCCAACUAACCUCACCUGAUUGAGGAAAUAGAAUAAGCCAUUGCUUUAAUAGCAUUUUCAGAUAUUAAAAAGAGUCCAAUGAACCAUCUUGUCUAAAAUUCUCAAAGAAUCAAAGUGGCUAGCGAAAUCAACCAACAUUUAUAUCAGGACUCUAUGGGAAAUGAUUAGGCUAAAUUAAGAACAUUAAUGAAAUUGCUGUUAUGGGCUUAAGAAAUAUUAAAGUGUGAGAUAUAAUACCCCCAACUCUUGGAAAUUUCAAAAGGGCAAUUCUCUAAGGAGGAAUGA